AUGAGUAAAUUAAAGAAUCUUAAUCGUCAAUUCAUAUCUAAUCUUAAGACUAAUGAAAUUGUGACGAAUGCCAAACGAAAUCUAAUCCUUUCUAUUUUAAAAUCAACUACAACAAAAAGAGAAGCGAGAAAUUAUCUCAAUAAAUAUCAGAACCAGUUUGAUUUUAGCGAUAUAACAUUCGAUAAUGGAACACCGCUGAAUUCAUUGGAAACAAGAGAUAGUCAGCGUGAACUUUUCAUUAACAGAUUUUUAAAUAAACAGAACCCAUUUAUUAACAUAUAUGACGAUGAGACGAAAUUACAAAAAAUUCCACUAAGGUUAGCAUUAUUCAAAGUUAAAUUCCAGUCAAUUCUGUCGGAUAAUUGGAAGGGCAUGGCUGAGACAUUCAAACGAUUAAUUCAUUUGGGAAUAUCGCCGAUAAUAAUACUCGAUUAUGAUCAUUUACCUGCGAACACUUUUAGAAACAAUGAAUUAUACAUGUUAAGUCAAACUAAUAGAAUUAUGAAUAUACUUGGAAAGCCGACAGAAGAGAAUGAUUUAAAGACACUUGUAAUGCGGUCGCUUUUCACUAAAAAGACAGAGAAUGAUAAACAGCUUGUCAUUGAUAAUUUAGAACUGGUUUUAAUUCCCUUAUAUCAGGGUGUGGUCCCAAUUAUUCAACCUAUUGUAUAUAAUAUAUCUACAUGUGUGCAAGAAUUUAUCGAUUCUAAUGAGCUUUUGUUUAAUUUAUGCUCGUCGUUAUUAACGACUAAAAAUUUACUAUCAAUUGAAAAAGUUGUUAUGAUAGAUCCAAUUGGUGGCAUUCCUUCAAUUGAAAGAAACCAGACAAGUCAUGUUUUUAUAAACCUAUCCCAAGAAUAUUCCGAUAUAGUUUCGGAAUUAUACAUAGGGUUUAUUAAACCCGAAUAUAGAACUUUCCACAUGAAUAAUUUAAAGGCUAUGAAUAAAAUUUUGACAUUUGUAUCUGAAAAAACAAGAAAUGAUGAAGCAACAGGUAUAAUAACUACUCCAGAUAUUAUGUCUCUCAAUAAUGAUCAAUUGAAUCCAAUAAUAUACAAUGUCUUGACCGAUAGAUCUAUUAUUUCAUCAUCAUUGCCGACAUCACAUAAACGAACUCCGGAACUUUCUACUUCAAUCUUGAAAAAGGGAGUGGAUGUAAACAUCUUAGAUGCUGUUAAUUAUCCUAAACCUUUUACAUUGAAUAAUUUGGUGCAAGAUGGCUUGGUAAAUAACUCUAAACUUGUGAAUUUAAUUGAUGAUUCGUUUGGAAAAAAAUUAGACGCUCAGAAAUACUUUGAUAGAAUAAACAACUCUUUAGCUACUCUCGUGAUAGUUGGAGAUUAUGACGGUGCUGCAAUUAUAACUUGGGAAACAUGCUCUAAGACAAAUGAAAAAAUUGCUUAUUUAGAUAAAUUUGCAAUCGCCCGUGUAAAUCAAGGCCUUCCCGGUCUAGCUGACAUUAUCUUCAAAGUUAUUUUGCAAUCUCAUCCUAAUGAGUUAAUAUGGAGAUCAAGAAAAAAUAAUCCUGUUAAUAAAUGGUAUUUCGAAAGAUGUUGUGGGACAUUAAGCAAUCCAGACUCCCAAUGGAAGGUAUUCUAUACGGGAGAUAUUUUUAAUAAGAAAAUAGAUAAAUUACGGAAGCGAGAGACAAUUGGAGGUGUCAAUAUUCAUAACAAAAUGCAUCAAUAUUCUGAUGUUACGGAGAGUAUUCCCCCUUCGUUUAUUUAA
Messenger RNA from Debaryomyces fabryi, 1728 nucleotides. RefSeq names its product acetyl-CoA:L-glutamate N-acetyltransferase (gene ARG2). The coding region runs from base 1 to 1728 and encodes 575 amino acids. NCBI's taxonomy places the organism in Eukaryota, Fungi, Ascomycota, Pichiomycetes, Serinales, Debaryomycetaceae. The record is from RefSeq and is a predicted model, not a curated record. The transcript has a single exon. Gene Ontology annotation, cellular component: mitochondrial matrix. Gene Ontology annotation, biological process: L-arginine biosynthetic process. Gene Ontology annotation, molecular function: arginine binding; L-glutamate N-acetyltransferase activity, acting on acetyl-CoA as donor.